Mizuhopecten yessoensis (Yesso scallop) is the source of this 3333-nucleotide messenger RNA. RefSeq lists its product as uncharacterized. The coding region runs from base 275 to 1369 and encodes 364 amino acids. Gene Ontology annotation, biological process: signal transduction. NCBI's taxonomy places the organism in Eukaryota, Metazoa, Mollusca, Bivalvia, Pectinida, Pectinidae. Gene Ontology annotation, molecular function: SH3 domain binding. The record is from RefSeq and is a predicted model, not a curated record. The transcript has 14 exons.
CAGACAUAACUACAGUGGAUGUCGGACCUCAUCGUUACCGCGUGUAUAAUGGUGCUAUGUGUGUUAAAUCCAGGGUGUAGAACUACAAAGAUUGACCUAAAAAUAGACACCAGGUAUACGGGUAUGUGUUAAGGCUCGAAUCAUAUAUAGCCGAUAACGCAUGAGGAAUUUACUUCCGGAUUGUCCGGCAAAUCGAAGGUUCGGCGAAUAACCCAUGGAUAUUUACCUGGUCACAAACGACAAGACCAAUACAUGAAAAAUGUAAUUUCUCAGGAUGAGUGACGGGUCGACCAGAAGUGAUCAUGGGGGGUCAAGAGAGGUCAAACUCCUAUCAACAAUAGGAGCAAAAGACUUAGUAAAACUUGGUCACGUGACUAAGAGCGGGUGGCUGAAACGGAAGACACUGCCAGGAAAUAAGAGGCUGUCUAUCGGCACUAUGACCUGGAGAUCACUGUUCUGUUGUGUAUCGGAAGGUUGUAUGUACCACUUUGAAUCAAAUACAUCAAAGAAUCCUAAGACAGUCUUCGUACUUACAGGAUAUAACAGGGUGUUCCGGGUGGACCAUCAACAGCGAGUAAACUGUUUUGAGAUCCAACCACCAGUAGGAGUCAACUCUCUCAAGACGUACAUGUUUUCCUGCGAAAGUGAUGACGACCGACUGGACUGGAUGAAAAGCAUACACGACGCUCUGCUUGUAGCAAAUCAACAACUACCUCCAGAUAGGCACAUACUUAUGAAGUUUGGGUACCCCGAGGUGGAAAGGUCUGUUCUGGUGGAGGCUCCGACCAGUGGCUACAGUAACAUUGACGAACUACAGGAGAAGAAAACGCAGCAAGCAAAACCCAAAACCGUAGAGCGCUACAAUCCGUGGGAUCAAGUGUUCAAGGAAAAGUCUGGUAGUAAAAAGAACAAGAAAACGAAGCAGUCGGAGGAGCCUAAAGAGGGAGGUGAAGAACACGUGUAUAUGAAUGAGGAAAACCGAAGAUUAUACAUGAAUCAACUUGGGAAAUUAGAGGCAGGACAGCAGGAUCAGGGAGAAGAAGAAGAAGAAGAAGAGGAGGAGGAGGAGCAGGAGGUAGAAGAGGACUACCUGUUCGAGAGUUCGGACGCAAGUGCGGCUCGAGCACUUCUAAAGGACUUGGUGAUUCAGACCUUCCUGGUUCGUAACUCACGUGAACAAGGGCGAAAGGUUUUAGUUGUCAAAAGAAAGGAUGAGUAUAAACAACACAAAAUCAGUAUCAACGGUGAUAUUUUUUGCGUGGAGGCAGCAGAACAAUUCAGAAGUCUGAGCAAACUGAUUGAAUAUUACAAACAAAAUGAAUUAUGUGGUUCAUGCCUCGGUAAUGGCUACAAAUACUAUGAAAGGUAAUUGAGGAUAAAGCAAUGUGGUUCCUGCCUUGGCAAUGCAUACAAAUUCUAUAACCGAGGAGAGUGUACGUGGCAUAUGUCUCGGCAACGGCCACACUGGACAAUGGUCACACCGGGCAAUUGCUACAACGGAAAGUGUUCAUACUUGACAAUGGUUUCACAUUCUAUUAACGAUGACAAUGUUUCGGUGGUUUGUGUCUCGGCAAUGGCUACAAUUGUGAUAGACGGCAGUGCUUUCUGAAUGUGUCUGGAACUACCCGAGAUCCAUAGACAUCUAUGUUUUACAAAGGAACAGUCGCAUUUUAACUUAUAUAUAUUUACAUGUAAAUAUUUUGUAUUUUAUAAGAUACCUAAGCUUUACUAUAGUGUAUGCAGUUUUGGACUACUAUUGUAAACAUUUGCGCUACAAUGUCACUAUGUCAACCAAGUAUACUGCGUGUACAAAUGGGUAGUCAAACUAUACGGAAGUCACGUUUGACUCUCGUUUGGAAUAUUUGGAUGGUAAAUUGACUGUUCCAUUAUGAAACCAGGAUAACAGUAAUAUUUAUUUCUAUUGCAAUUAUCAUAUUAUAUAGCUUUUUGAUGUAGAAAAUAUUAUUUUUUAAAUCACGUAAACUUUUUCUUCCAACAGGUCAAUGCUGCUAAGUAAAAAGCGAGCUGGUUACGGGCCAGCACCUCCGUUUCCUCUUUUGCUACCUAAACAUUCAAAAGGUUUCUUUUUUUUCAAUUUUCGAAUUUAGCUGACAUGCCUCCGCGGUGUGACGUCAUUAACAAACGAUAUCAAUAAUCGUAAUGAUGAAUACUAUUGUUAUGUAUCUAAAUAUUAUUUUAUGCUUGUAACAAUACAAAAAACACGACAUGAAGUUAGUACGAAUUAAUAAACAAAUGUUUUACGGUUGCUGUUACGAACUAUAUUUGAACACUUCAAUCACAGGAAAAUGCACGUGCUUUGGGCUGUUCCACCGAUCGAUCAUUCCUGUCGAUAUUGUGGGAUUUUUAUCUCUUUUCAUUUCUAUUUUUUCAAACGACAAAAAAAACCGUGAUAAUGUUAAUAUAAGUAUUAAACUGCUUUCUGAUGCGGUCGAUGGCAUUAUGAAUGCCCACUGCAUUACAGUUGAAACAUAUCAACGUUCUUUCAUUUUCCUCUCAUACAGUGAACGUUGAUAUGCCUAUAAACCGCAUCUUAAAGCGUUUUAAUUUUUAAAUAUGGAACACAAUAUUAGAAUUGUAAAAAAUGUGUUGUAUUUCAUAGAAUAUUAGAAUAGUUUUUGCAAAAUAUAUUUUAGAGCUCAAACGUGAAACUAUAUAUUAUUUGUACUAGAAUACCGAUAUGUUGCUAUCGUUUGUAUUAUCCAUUUUGUAAAACACAAGAGGUUCCUUCAUUUUGUUGUGUAUUUCUGAAACACAAGAAAGUUAUUACAGUUUGUCCUGGGUAUUAUUUUUAUAGAUUACAUAACAGAAGUUUGUCCUGGGUAUUAUUUUUAUAGAAUACAGAGAAUGAAGUUUAUUCUGUGUAUUGUUUUUUUAGAAGACAAUAAUGUUACUAUAGUUUAUAUAUUGUACUUUCAAUAACGUGUCACUGUAGAUAAUAAGAAUAAGGCUAGAGGUCAUCAAUCAAUGGUGGACCAGACCCAUCUUGGUAUCAUAUUGUCUUCAGGUCUUGCGGGAAAACUCGCACCGACUGGUUAAAUCUUUUUGUAAAUAUUUCCAUGUAUUUUUUUCAGGUUUAAAUCUUUUCAAUUUAACUCUUUUGUAAAACAGAAAAUAUUAAAACUGUUUAUAUUAAACUGUUACGUUCAGAUACAAGAAGAAUGGGAACUCUUCUUUACAGUAAAUGUCAUCAGUUCGAAUUAGUGUCUUAUUGAGUUUCUCGUUAUAGGUGUCCGCACAGAAAUCUAAAAGAUAAUGCUACAUGUUUGUUGAAAUAUUUUUCCAGAAAGGAAAUAAAAUAAAAAUAAAAAGUGA